GGCUGGGUACUGUGGAGCCCACGGAGCCAGCUCUUCUAGGAGGAGGAGGAUGCUCUGCAUGCCCAGGUGAGCCCAGGCUGGGGUCUCCAGCCUGCUGCCGGUGCCAGGCGCCUGCCCGUUCCCCAGCGCGGGGGCUGAAGCCCGCACCCAAAGGGGGCGGCGGCGAGGGCGCAGACAGUAGCGGGGAGCGCAGCGCAGCAGCGGCAGAAGCUGGGCUCUGCGCUAAAGGUAGCCGCAACGAUCUGCCAGGGCGCCUUUCUCCCUAGCCUUCCGCAGCAUAGCGGCGUGGUGCUGGGAGUGCGCCAGGAGAUCAGAACCCCAGGAGUCCACGUGUGCAGGAUCCUGUGGGCAUUGACAUCCGACACACUCAUGCCCAUUUCCUGUAAUGGACAAACUUGAUGCUAAUGUGAGUUCCAACGAGGGUUUCAAGUCUGUGAAGAAGGUUGUACUGCUAACAUUUCUCUCAGUGGUUAUCCUGAUGGCCAUCCUGGGCAACCUGCUGGUGAUGGUGGCUGUGUGCAGGGACAGGCAGCUCAGGAAAAUAAAAACCAAUUAUUUCAUUGUGUCUCUUGCCUUUGCCGAUCUGCUGGUUUCGGUGCUGGUGAUGCCCUUUGGUGCCAUUGAGCUGGUUCAAGACAUCUUGGUUUAUGAGGAGAUGUUUUGCCUGGUCCGGACCUCUCUGGAUGUCCUACUCACUACAGCAUCGAUUUUUCACCUGUGCUGCAUUUCACUGGAUAGGUAUUAUGCCAUCUGCUGCCAACCUUUGGUUUAUAGAAGCAAGAUGACCCCUGUCCGCAUCGCACUAAUGUUGGGAGGCUGCUGGGCCAUCCCCAUGUUUAUAUCUUUUCUCCCCAUCAUGCAAGGCUGGAACAAAAUCGGCAUCUAUGAUGUGAUCGAGAAAAGGAAACUCAACCACAACUCUAACUCUACUACAUUCUGUGUCUUCAUGGUCAACAAGCCCUACGCCAUCACCUGCUCCGUGGUGGCCUUCUACAUCCCGUUUCUCCUCAUGGUGCUGGCCUAUUACCGCAUCUAUGUCACUGCUAAGGAGCAUGCCCAGCAGAUCCAGAUGUUACAACGCGCAGGAACCACCCCUGAAAGCAGACCCCAGCCAGCUGACCAGCACAGCACACAUCGCAUGCGGACAGAGACCAAGGCAGCCAAGACUUUAUGCAUCAUCAUGGGCUGCUUCUGUUUCUGCUGGGCUCCCUUCUUUGUCACCAAUGUUGUGGACCCUUUCAUAGACUACACUGUCCCUGAGCAGGUGUGGACUGCUUUCCUCUGGCUUGGCUAUAUCAAUUCAGGGUUGAACCCUUUUCUCUAUGCCUUCUUGAAUAAGUCUUUUAGACGUGCCUUCCUCAUCAUCCUCUGCUGUGAUGAUGAACGCUACAGAAGACCCUCCAUUCUGGGCCAGACUGUCCCAUGUUCAACCACAACCAUUAAUGGAUCCACACAUGUGCUAAGGGAUGCAGUGGAAUGUGGUGGCCAGUGGGAGAGUCGGUGCCACCUCACAGCAACUUCUCCUUUGGUGGCUGCUCAGCCCAGUGAUACUUAGGCCCUUGGGACAAUGACCUAGAAGACAGCUGUGGCUCGAAAAGAGGCCAGUCCUAAGCUGCUGCUUAUGUGUAUGGGGCUGCUCCUGGCCCUCUUCUUGGAGGCUUUCCAACAGCAUGCAGCAGCGACACGCCUUGGACUUUUCCACCGGGAUUCCAGCAGGUGGCGCUUGAGGGAGUCAGAGUGAGAGAAGGUCUUCCUUGUUCCUUUUUUCAUUUCUCAACAUUUCCCCUACCUGGAGUCUCCACUCUUGCUCAAUGGUCUCUGAAGUCCGUGGUCUAGUCCCCUUGCUGUUCCCAGUCUGUCUCACAAGCAUUCACUGUGUUCUAUUUUCCGUGUCCAAAUAUGCCUUCUUUGGAGUGUCUUCUCCCUGAUCCUGUCAAAACAUGUGCCUGUCUUGGUCACAAACUCUGCACUAUCCUUUCUUUGCCCUCUUUUGUGCUGAGCACUUGUACACUCUUUCUUGUGUCUAGGUGUUGGCAUGCAUCCUCUUGACCAACCCUAUGUCAGUCACUGAGCUCCGCCUUCUUUUUCCUGUGUUCAGCGUCAAUGUUCUGUUUAGGAUAGGCUCCAUUCAUUUGCCGCUGGAGACACAGAAUAGAGAUCUGUCAGUGGAAAAUGGUCUCUGCAUGAACCCUAGAGGGAAGUCAAAGACAGUUUCUUUAGUACCAGGAUCAGAUCUGUCUCAACGGAGAUAUUUACUUCCCUGUCAGCUAGGAUAGAACACCUAAAGACUCUUAGGUAGGGCUGGUGGCAUCGUGGGUGUCUAUUAAGAGAUGUUGGCAUUUUUUUCUAUGAGCUGUGGUCAAAACCUCUGAAUAUUGCUUCACUGCUUAUUGUGACAAAAAUGAUGGAAGUUCACCCUGUGGGGCCUUGUUCCCCUUGCUAUCUUUUAGGUGGAGAUGUUCAAAGUCCAGACGUGUUUAGGAAUGAGAAAAAUAAUAUCUGACUCCAAGUCAGGGGAUGCAGAUGCCAGCCCUGGCUCUGCUUCUAAAAUGCUGUGAGAUCAUGAACAAUUGCCUUCCCCUCCAUGAAAUUGCCAAAUGAAGCUUGGAGUAGGGGAGUCUUUAAGAUUUCUUUCCAUUUCUUAGAUGAUAGGAUGCUGCUAUAGCCAGCCAUCUGCUACCUCGAAAACUCAUGGCCUACUUACCUUUUGGGUUUGUUUCAAAGGAACUGCCCUUCUGAUUUGGGCCUCCUAAACUUCUGACUUGGUCAGCUAUGCUCUUACAGUUAACCUGGUGUCUUUCAUUCAAAGCAGAGUCUCUGGUUUAUCCCAAAUACUCCAGAGCAAAGGUCUCAGUGAGGAAAGUUCCCCUUCCCAGAGCCGGGUGAUGUUUUGGCUUUCAUCUUGGCUGUGGUUUGAUUCCAUCUCAGGACUAUUUACUGCACUCUUCUUUUGAGCUGUCCAUGAAGUACCAUUUACUAUUCCUGUGUUGAACUUGGCAGGAAAGAGACUUUGGAAUAAGGGAGAGAAGAUUGAAAAAAAAAAAUCAAAUGCCAAAAAGAAUUCUCUGUUACGUGAAGACUUAAUUUUCUUGAGCACAGGUCAUGCCUUAGUAAAAGGAAGUAAACCCUGAGAGAGAACUCCUAAAUGCUGCUGAGAAAAAAAAAAAUGCUCUGUGCUAAGAAAUAUCAAGUGCUGAGAUGGUUCGUGCCAAGACUGAUCCAGUGGAGCAGUUCUGAUUGGAGGCCUCUUCUUGCCAACCAUGAGGAGUGUGGUAGCUUGGACUUGCACACUGACUCUGUAGCUGGAUCAGUCUGCCUUGAAUUUGUAAGCCCUUGCUCCCUGGCUAUCACUAGGCUCAGCAUUCAUUUGGAGGCAAGCAUCAUUUUGAGGUUGAUUGGUUUCUCAUACAAAGGAUGAGAUGCAGCCAACUUGUCUUGGAUGGCCGUCUACCCACCCCUUCCAUGGUCAUGGUGGUAAGAAAGUGUCUCACACACCGAGUCAAUGACUGACAUUCUGAGUGGAUGGAACUUAAAUCUGGAUGAUUUGGGCCUCAGAAUAUCUUCUGCUUACUUCAUAACCGUUGAUUUGGAGACAAAUGAUACUUAUGGAAACAUUCUGUAAAAACCAUAAAAUGGCUGCCUGCUUGUUACUAUUAUGGGUAUUUUGAAUGACUGUAGAUGUGUUUGAGCUCUCUUGGGAGCUAAGCCUUUUUUCACUAAGAAAUGAGAUCAGUUUAGAAUGAGCUUUCGGUGUUGGAAACAACCCAAGAGCAGCCUUUGGGUAGCAACACACCCUAAUCUACCCCUCCUCAUUCAGUCACUCCAGGUUGCUCAGCACACACAUUUAUAUAUCACACUCUAUUCAAAGGGACUUCUUUGUUCUCAAAGACGCAAAUAGAGAAAAAGACUAUGGGCAGAUUUUUAUAAGAAUGGCUCUAAUUCUAUAUGUAACGUCACAGUCUCAUGAGCUAAGUUCAUAUACCUGUUUUCAAUAUAAAAAUAUCUGGAGGAAAAAGUUCCCUGCCCAUAAAAUUAAUUCCCACCAUAUAUAUAUACAUGUAUAUA
Molecule: messenger RNA, 4065 nt
Organism: Onychomys torridus (southern grasshopper mouse)
Lineage: Eukaryota; Metazoa; Chordata; Mammalia; Rodentia; Cricetidae
Gene: Htr4
Product: 5-hydroxytryptamine receptor 4
Exons: 7
Coding region: 386-1555 (389 amino acids)
Biological process (GO): adenylate cyclase-activating adrenergic receptor signaling pathway; chemical synaptic transmission; regulation of appetite
Cellular component (GO): plasma membrane
Molecular function (GO): G protein-coupled serotonin receptor activity
Source: RefSeq, a predicted model, not a curated record